GAUCACAUGAAAGAGAUUUAGACCAUUUGAUAAAAUAUCAGAUUCUGUUUUACAUUAUGCAACGAAUUGCUCUGGUAUUUCUAUCUGCCCUGCUCAUAUUCUGGGCAUUUCCUCCUUCAACUGCUGCGAGUCGACUGAGACAAUUCUACAUAGGAUCAGGUAGAAUGAUUAGAACCACUGCCGAGGAAGAAUGCAGAAGAAACUACACCGAUCUCGUCACAGUUUAUGACCAUCAGGACAAUAAGGAACUAACUAAACUGCUCAGUGCCACUCGUUCUAGUGGCUGGAUUGGUGCUUCUAUAGGAAAGAAGAGUAAGAAAUGGUCAAAUGGUGAUGAUGUCACAUUUGACAAUUUAACAGGAAAUUGUGGGAAAACAUGCUGUGCUACUAUGAAAGCUGAUGGAGCAUGGGAAUCUCUCCAAUGCAAUCAGACAAAACACUUUAUGUGUUAUGAAAAAGAUGGUGGGCAAGAAUCAUACAACUACAGUUUAAUCCAUGAAGAGAAAACCUGGUUUGAGGCUCAGCUGUACUGCAGAGAGAAUCACACUGAUUUAGUCUCUAUCAGAAAUGAUGAGGAAAAUAAUGAGGUGAAGAAGAAAAGAGAACAGCAUAACAAUCCUUUCUGGAUCGGCCUGCUGGUGGACAGAGUGGAGUGGGCUGAUGGAGGACAAUCUGCUUACAGAAACUGGAAAACUCAACAUCUGGAUAGCCUGGAUCCUGAAGCUUAUAUUGGUAAUGAUGGGGAAUGGCAAAAACAAUCUGAUCAUGAAGCCCACCCUCUGUGCUACGAAAGCUUCAUUCAUGUGAGCACUGAUGAAAAGACCUGGGAGGAGGCUCUGGAUUAUUGCAAAAGUAAUAAGAAUACAACUGGACUACUGACCAUUCAGUCUCAGAGUGAUCAGACAGAAAUAGAUCGAGAGCUAAAAAAAACAGUUCAUAAUAUCUCCGGGCCAAUGUGGGUGGGGCUUAGACAGAGUCGACUUUUCGGAUUCUGGAUUUGGAUCAACGGGGUUACUGUGGGACCCUGGACCAACUGGAAAGGAGGAAGUCAACCAGAACAUCUGCUUUCCCACCACUGUGGAGCCAUAGAGGAGGAGAACGGUCAAUACAAAUGGACUGAUAAAGACUGCAGGUCUAAAUUAGGAGUUUUAUGUGAGGGGAAGUAAUAUAGAGUGCUAACAUAUCCUAUAUUUUUUCUUUAGUGCACGCUCUCUGUCCUUUUCGGAGUGUCUGUUUACACUUUUUCACUUAUUGUGUGUCAUUUCUUAAAACAAAAAUGUAAUUUAAUACAAAACAAUUACAAGUUGUGAAUUAUUCAUCGAAUUAUUUCAUUGCUUCAAGUGGUCCAAUACAGUGCAAUAAUAUAUGUCUUUAAAUAUUGUAAAUUGUAUUAUAUGACAGAAACAAAUACAGAGAGAGAAAUAUAAAAUAUAAGCUUUGUUCUGCUUCGUCAGCUUUGUUUUUUAUUUUUUUAUUUGAGAUUUAGCGUAAAUAAAUCUGAAAUCACAGAAUAUGCAAUAAACGGUCAUAAAACUAAAAAAAUAAACAGUUGUAUGCACUUUGCGAUCAGACAUUAUCCCCACUCAGAAGUAUCUGAGAUUUUUUCUAGUGAAUAUAUCAUAUUCUGCUUGUGAUCUUCUGGUAAACUGGACUGAGUUGUAAGUGAAUAAGUAGGUUUUUACUCUGUCUGAAGUGAAUUCUCAUCUUGCAAGGGUUUUUAUUUUGAACAAAUCAAUGACACGAUUUAAAAUUACGACACCAUCUUCUUGCAAAACAACAGGAGAAAGGUUCUAAUUACGUUCCGAUUAAGUGGAACUCCAAGUGACUUAAUUGCUAAUUUCACAAUAUCUGCAUGAGUAAUGAUAUUUCAGACACGUCUCGGGGAAAAGGACAUUGCAAAUGUUUCGGGUUGCAGCCGUAGUUGGAGUUGACAUUCCUCAGGUCUGUCCGCACUUGUUAGGUGACCUUUUUUGACUCAUAGGCAGCAUUGAACAUGAACCAUAUGGUCACCAGAGCUAGUGAGCACUUCAUUAUUAGAGGAUCGUUACCAAUCUCUGGGUGAAUUUAUCAUUUAAAGCUGAAUUUUCAGCAUCAUUACGCCAGUCUUCAGUGUCACAUGAUCCUUCAGAAAUCAUUUGAAUAUGAUUAUUUGAUGCUUAAGAAACAUUUAUGAUUAUUAUCAAUGUUGAAAACAGUUGUGGGACUUCUUAUUUGUGUGUAAAUCAUGGUACUUUUUUUUCAGGAUUCUUUGAUGAAAGCUUAAAAGAACAGCA
Megalobrama amblycephala (Wuchang bream) is the source of this 2273-nucleotide messenger RNA. RefSeq names its product secretory phospholipase A2 receptor-like. Bases 57 to 1166 code for a protein of 369 amino acids. Lineage: Eukaryota; Metazoa; Chordata; Actinopteri; Cypriniformes; Xenocyprididae. The transcript is spliced from 4 exons. The record is from RefSeq and is a predicted model, not a curated record.